GAAAAUGCGGUGAAAUGUUCAUGAAUAGGUGAAAAAGGUGUUGUCAGUUUGUCACAAUACAAAUAAUAUGGCCUCAGUCGUAGAACCAACUGUAGGCUCUAACCACAGCCUCAUGAAACUCCACUUCAUGCAGUUUGCAGCAGGAGGUUGUGCAGGUUUUGUAGAGGUGUCUUUAAUGCACCCACUUGAUCUUGUUAAAACAAGAUUCCAGGUACAGAGAGGGCCAGAUGAUCCUAACCGCUACACCUCACUUGCAGACUGCUUCAAAAAAAUGUACAGAAAUGAAGGGGCAUUGUCAUUUUAUAAAGGCAUCUUACCUCCAUUGAUGGCAGAAACUCCUAAGAGGGCUGUAAAAUUCUUUACUUUUGAGAGAUAUAAAGACAUGUUUUCUUCUGUUAAGGCUUUACCUGAUUCCUCUAUUCUUUUUUUGGCAGGGUUAUGUUCUGGACUUACUGAGGGAGUCAUUAUAAAUCCAUUUGAAGUUGUGAAGGUUAAAUUACAAACUGAUAGACAUGCUUUUAAGGAGACAGGAAGCACACUUGCUACUGCAAGGGAGAUAAUAAAGACUGAUGGCUUUGGACGUCGAGGGUUAAACAAGGGCCUACCAGCCACCCUGGGUCGACAUGGCGUGUUCAAUAUGUUCUACUUUGGAUUUUAUCACAAUGUUCGAGAUUUAAUACCCCAGGCAGAGACACAUAGCCUGGAAAUAGGAAGAAAACUGUUGAUAGGUUUUGUAUCAGGGACACUUGCUUCAUGUAUUAACAUUCCAUUUGAUGUGGCUAAAAGCCGGAUUCAGGGACCACAACCUGUGCCUGGAGAGAUUAAGUACAGGACAUGUUUUGCAACUAUAGCUACAGUUUAUAGAGAAGAGGGGUAUCUAGCUUUAUAUAAGGGUCUUUUACCAAAAAUCCUGAGAUUAGGACCAGGAGGUGCCAUUAUGUUACUGGUCAAUGAAUAUGCCUUUAAGUGGAUGAAGGAGAAUCUGUGAUAAAAUAAUAAUUUACACCUAAGUUUUCUUUCUCAGUGAACUUUUUUCUACAAUUAAUCAGUGCCAAAGAUCUUUUAGAAUCUGACAAAUAAGUUUUUUAUACUCUCUUGCUUUUCAGAAAAGAAGAGCUUUACAUAUUUUUGUACAUAUAAAGCAAAGUAAAAGGUUAUUGCAAGUAAAAUUCCAAAGAGACAAGUUCUUUUUUCUUAUUAUUUAAAUAAAUUAGAAUAUAAUUAUUUUGUAUUCACACAUGUACACAC
Messenger RNA from Saccostrea cuccullata (small rock oyster), 1248 nucleotides. Its product is annotated as mitochondrial 2-oxodicarboxylate carrier-like. The transcript has 8 exons. Bases 68 to 988 code for a protein of 306 amino acids. The record is from RefSeq and is a predicted model, not a curated record. Gene Ontology annotation, biological process: transmembrane transport. Lineage: Eukaryota; Metazoa; Mollusca; Bivalvia; Ostreida; Ostreidae.